UCUAAAUAUCCGGUCGAAAAUAUCCAGUCCAAAAUAUCCAGUUAAAAAUAUCCAAUUCGAAAAUAUCCGAUUGUAAAAAACCCAAUAGCAAAUAUAUCCGCGAACAUUGGAUCUGUUUGUAGAUCCAAGAAGGUGGAUUGGAGUUCAAAAUAAAUUUGUCUAAUUUUUGUAUUGGAUUUGAUAGCAUUUGGAUAUUUGUGUUUUGGAUAUUAUUGUUUUGGACAUUUUUCAUUGGAGAUUUUUGUUUGGGUAUUUUCGACUGGAUAUUUAGACGUGGAACCCUUUAAUGAAGUUUAUUUUACGUUGAUAUUAUUAUAACCAAAACGCAAUACAACACUAUAAAUUUUGCAUUUGAAAGGCACAAUGAUUUUAUUUUUAUGUUGAUUUGCUCAAUAUUUAACUUCCGAUUAAAAUGGAGUGACCCGGAUGAGCGUGAGAAUUCCGAAGUGAUGUUGUACGUUCACUUGGUGCUAUUCAACUGAUUUGGCUACUUCAAUCUUCCGCAUCUUGAGGAAGCCUUGUCCCACUUUUGGGGGUGUUGGACAAAGGAAAAGGUUAGUCAUAAAAAUGCAUGCUUGUGUCGGAGAAAGUAUCGCCAACCUUGUCUAGCAAAAUGUGAAAAUUUAGAGUCAUAAGGCACGGCUAGCAAGGGUUAGGUGGCAGAGAGUAUUGAGAGAAUUUUUUUAUUAUAAGGAGCUAUGGAUGGGAGUGAAGUAUGGGACUGUAUUAACUUUUGAGAAUAAUUUUAAAGGAAGUGGCCUCGUUGAACGAGGAAUUUUCUGAAUGAAAGCUCCAUGGGGUUUUCCCCAACAGAUGUCAAAAAAAAAUGUUUUUCUCCAUCCGCUCAUCCAAGUCACUCAACGAUCAAAAAUAUAUAAUGCAAACAACCUCGUCCUUUCUCGUGACUAAGGACAAAACACACAUUGCUUCCACUCUGGGUCUCCAUGACUGGAUCUCCAACCCUAGAUCUACCUUGUCUCCAUAAUCAGAAUGGACAUUCCUCACCUGGGUCAAUAGAUUUCACACCAAUCGUCGGCGGUCAGUAUGCGAGACCUGGACAAUUUCCCUGGAUGGCGAUAGUACAUCAAUUAUAUAUGUCUGGGGGAUAUGGCAGCUGUGGUGGCAGCAUCAUAUCAGAGAGGUGGGUGCUCACCGCUGCCCAUUGUGUAACCGAUGGUCCAAGACGGUACCUCGUAGUUCUGGGAGAGACUGACCAGCAAAAAGUUAGGGGUCAGACUUAUCUCGGCCAGGGAGUCGCGAUGAUGACAUCAACUGUUGUGGUCCAUCCCCAGUACGCCCAGGAUAUCAACGAUAUUGCUUUACUCUACAUGCCACGGACUAUUCCAUUUGGACAAAAUAUCAACAAAAUCGGACUAUCAGGAAGAAGUUAUACCGAGGAAACGUUGGUUGGAAAAAGGGCCCUGAUUAUGGGAUGGGGUAACACCGGACAACACCGCUCAUCGCGAGACUUGCAAUGGGCACAAAUUCCAAUAUUGAGCGGCUAUGAGUGCUUCCGGGACUGGCUUCAAACGGGCCCAAGUCAUAUUUGCACUCAACCAAUGACGGGAGCUGAUGCAUGCAUAGGAGACAGUGGUGGUCCACUUGUGAUUGCCACCAACAAAGGCACAAUGCAAAUUGGAAUUGUCAGUUUCGGUGAUGAUUAUUGUCCGAGCUCGAGAGCUGGGGUUUUCACCCGGGUUUCCUCGUUCAUAGAAUGGAUACAACAAGUUACAGCGCAAUGAUCUUGACUCCCAGAGUCACCUAUAAGAUAAGACAAAUAAUCUAAAAGAAAUUAUCAGCUUCUGACACUGCGACAAAUAUUAAAUAAGGAAAAUCACUAAAUAAAUGAGAAAAUAAUUAAUCGAAAAAUUCAAUUAUAAAUAAUUUAAUAAAUCGCUGACCUGUUUAUUCGAUAA
Messenger RNA from Diachasmimorpha longicaudata, 1916 nucleotides. Its product is annotated as chymotrypsinogen B-like. The transcript has 3 exons. The record is from RefSeq and is a predicted model, not a curated record. Gene Ontology annotation, biological process: proteolysis. Gene Ontology annotation, molecular function: serine-type endopeptidase activity. NCBI's taxonomy places the organism in Eukaryota, Metazoa, Arthropoda, Insecta, Hymenoptera, Braconidae. Bases 945 to 1742 code for a protein of 265 amino acids.